Bubalus bubalis (water buffalo) is the source of this 3964-nucleotide messenger RNA. It is a transcript of the gene TOMM70, whose product is annotated as translocase of outer mitochondrial membrane 70. Bases 151 to 1980 code for a protein of 609 amino acids. Lineage: Eukaryota; Metazoa; Chordata; Mammalia; Artiodactyla; Bovidae. The transcript has 12 exons. Gene Ontology annotation, molecular function: protein binding. The record is from RefSeq and is a predicted model, not a curated record.
UGGCCCUUUUCUGUCGUCCGCUCUUGCUGCCUAGCGUGCUUGUUCGCUCACUGCUUUCCUUCCCUACCUCCCUCCCGUUUUCCUUGGGACGCUACCUGGUGACUGUGGCUCCCGCGACCAGCAAGGAGGCGGUGGCGGAGGACACUGGUUAUGGCCGCCUCUAAGCCUGUGGAGGCGGCAAUGGUCUCGGCGGCUGGACCCGGUUCCGGGAGUGGGGUGGGCGGCGGCAGUGCGACUUCGGGCCCGGGCACCGGGAGCCUGCCGAGAUGGCAGCUGGCACUGGCGGUCGGGGCGCCCCUGCUGCUAGGAGCGGGUGCCCUGUACCUAUGGAGCCGGCAGCGGCGGCGCCGGGAGACCGGGGCCCGAGGCGACUCCGGCGGCCUGAAGCGCAACAGUGAACGGAAGACCCCGGAGGGUAGGGCCAGUCCGGCCCCGGGCAGCGGACACCCCGAUGGCCCCGGUACUCACCUGGAAAUGAACUCGCUUGAUAGAGCCCAAGCAGCCAAGAACAAAGGCAACAAAUAUUUUAAAGCAGGAAAAUAUGAACAAGCUAUUCAGUGCUAUACCGAGGCUAUCAGUUUGUGUCCUACAGAGAAGAAUGUUGACCUUUCCACAUUUUAUCAAAACAGAGCUGCUGCCUUUGAGCAAUUGCAAAAAUGGAAAGAGGUGGCACAAGAUUGUACAAAGGCUGUUGAACUUAAUCCCAAAUAUGUGAAAGCUCUCUUUAGACGUGCAAAAGCCCACGAGAAGCUAGACAAUAAGAAGGAAUGUUUAGAAGAUGUCACUGCUGUGUGUAUAUUAGAAGGAUUCCAAAAUCAACAAAGCAUGCUGUUAGCUGAUAAAGUUCUUAAACUUCUUGGAAAAGAGAAAGCCAAAGAAAAAUAUAAGAAUCGUGAACCUCUGAUGCCAUCUCCACAAUUUAUCAAAUCUUACUUCAGUUCUUUCACGGAUGAUAUAAUUUCUCAGCCAAUGCUUAAAGGAGAGAAGUCUGAUGAAGAUAAAGACAAGGAAGGGGAGGCUUUAGAAGUAAAAGAAAAUUCUGGAUAUUUAAAGGCCAAACAGUAUAUGGAAGAAGAAAACUAUGAUAAAAUCAUAAGUGAAUGCUCAAAAGAAAUAGAUGCUCAAGGAAAAUACAUGGCAGAAGCAUUGCUACUACGAGCUACUUUCUACCUGCUUAUUGGCAAUGCCAACGCAGCCAAACCAGAUUUAGAUAAGGUCAUCAGCUUGCAAGAAGCUAAUGUGAAGCUUCGAGCAAAUGCACUCAUCAAAAGAGGCAGCAUGUACAUGCAACAGCAGCAGCCUUUGUUGUCUACUCAGGAUUUUAACAUGGCUGCAGACAUCGAUCCUCAGAAUGCAGAUGUUUAUCACCACCGAGGACAGCUGAAAAUACUGCUUGAUCAAGUUGAAGAAGCAGUAGCGGAUUUUGAUGAAUGUAUUAGAUUAAGACCUGAGUCUGCUCUGGCGCAAGCUCAGAAAUGUUUUGCUUUGUAUCGCCAGGCAUAUACAGGAAACAAUUCUUCACAAAUCCAAGCAGCUAUGAAAGGUUUUGAAGAGGUCAUAAAGAAAUUUCCAAGGUGUGCUGAAGGCUAUGCACUAUAUGCCCAGGCAUUAACAGAUCAACAGCAGUUUGGCAAAGCUGAUGAAAUGUAUGAUAAAUGUAUUAAUUUGGAACCAGAUAAUGCCACAACAUAUGUUCAUAAAGGUUUACUUCAACUUCAGUGGAAGCAAGAUCUGGAUAAAGGUUUGGAGCUUAUCAGCAAGGCUAUUGAAAUUGACAAUAAAUGUGAUUUUGCAUAUGAAACCAUGGGAACUAUUGAAGUACAAAGAGGAAACAUGGAGAAAGCCAUUGACAUGUUCAACAAAGCUAUUAACCUGGCCAAAUCAGAAAUGGAGAUGGCUCAUCUAUACUCACUUUGUGAUGCUGCCCAUGCCCAGACAGAAGUUGCAAAGAAAUACGGAUUAAAACCACCAACAUUAUAAAAUAUGGGGGAAGGGAAAUGACCCUCUUUUUAGAAGUUUACCCCUCUUCAGCCGAACCCUGAAGACACUGUUGUGAACUGUGUUGAAUGGUGGGACUUCGUGUUUCCAUUUGUGCUGUUGUCCUUUGUUACAGCUGUCUCAUGUUUAGGUGUUGUGGGAGUGGCUGUUGAAGAAAGUUUGCAGUGUGGCAGCUUUUAUUCCCUGUGCAACAAAAGCUUAGAACCUGUUAAAGGGAUAUGAAAAUAAAGUUGCAAAGAGUACAAAUGACAAUUGGCCAUGCAAAUAAAAACUUUGGUUUGUUGAUUUGACUUUUUUUCUGAGGGGGUGGGAGGGUGAAUAUGUGCUGGUUGAUUUUGUCUUUGUGUGCGUGUAUGUGUAUAUAUAUGAAUAUUCUACAGUUUUACAGCAUGUUGGUUUUUUAAUUAACAUAGUACAUGCUGUAAAAUAGGAUUCUUUUAAGAUUUGGUUAAUCCCUUUCAGUUGAGUCCUCUGAAGGAAACAAAGCUUAAGUGGGGAUUUUGUUUUUACGGCAGCAAAAUUGAGACCCUUUAAACCACUGUCCGUCAGCAUGCACAAUGCCUCUGAUUCUGCAGAAUGUUAGACAUGGUGGCAACGCUUAAAUCUUUUGACCCCCUUAACUCUAAUAGAUAAUGUACAUCAUUCUUAAAGUCUACAGUAGCUCUUUUUCCUACAGUAAAUCAUGCAGAAGCAAGAUAUUCUAGUUGAUGUAUGUGCAGAAGACUGAGUAUUCAAGGGAGAGCAGACCAGGCAUGAGGUAAGAUGAAAUGUGUUUAUAAUUGCCCAUGGUUAUUUUCUCCUGUUUAAAGGUACUACUAUUUACUAGUGUACUUUUUAAAGAAGACAAAGAUUGGUUAUAUAUAUAUAUAUAUAUAAAGAUGAAAUGUAAUGAGUAAUUAGCUUAAAAUUUCUAGUGAAGAAACGGGGGCUAACAGUUCAAAAAGGAUGAAAGUCUCAUGUCUAGAAGCAUAUAUUUCCUGAAGUGACAAGUUUACUGCUUCUUAUCUAUGGCUAUGUGUACUUAAGGGAUUGUGAGCCAGUACUUUCAAAGAUGCCGAGGACACGUGGCAUGUAUCUUAGUUUUGAACCGCCUUUGGUCUUUAAGCAUGUCCAGGUCUGUACUGGGGGCACCGAUAGCAGGGUUUUGUUUCUUUCAUCUUAUCUUUACCUCACCUUCCUCCUUAGCAAUCACUUUGUUUUUUCAACAUGUCACUUUGAUAGAUCAUUCUUUUCUUAUAUGCUGGAUUUUUCUGGUGGGAGGUGGGGUGUUCUUAAAGAAUGUCCUCCUUUGAGAUAUUUAUGGUGGUUUUGAGAUAUUCAGGGUGGGAAGAGGUUUACUUAGGUCUGAGUAGAAUAAAAGAGCAAGCUGUCAGUUGUACUUUUCUGGAAAUGUUAUCUAAUUAGAGUUUACAUUGUUGGGAGUAAAUGAGCAUUUUACCCCUCUUUAAAAAGGUGCUUUAUCCUAUUGAAACCAAAAAGAUUUUGUCAAAAAUGCCAUCGUUUUAGAAGCUACUAGAAGUGACUCCUUUCCAAAGUCACAGUCUGAGAAGUAUUGCGAGGCCUCUAAUUGGUGGGGGCAGUGAACAUAAUUUAAGAUGGCCUGGAUAAUGGAAACUGGAGAGCACUGCAUCGUAGCUUUUAAAUGAAGCACCUACUGUAAUAACCCCUGAAUACAGAAAUGUUCUACAUCUCUGAACAACAACCUCUGGCUUAAAACAGUUUUUAUUUGCAUGGCUGUAGUUACAUUAACACUGAUAUUUUUUUCUCUUCCUACCCCUUGGGGUUUGGUAGAAAACACACAAAGGAAACUGAAGCAUGUACCAUUCGAUACUAUCAUUCCAGAUCCUCACGGACUAUUGCCUGUUCUGAAAAAUAUUUGAAACUGCGCUGAAAGCUGCAUCUGUCUGUAUUUUUUCUUUUGUAAAUGACCUCACAUGUAAAUUCACCAAAUAAAUAUUACAUUCAA